Molecule: messenger RNA, 1161 nt
Organism: Punica granatum (pomegranate)
Lineage: Eukaryota; Viridiplantae; Streptophyta; Magnoliopsida; Myrtales; Lythraceae
Source: RefSeq, a predicted model, not a curated record
CAACACCCUACUUAUUUUAUGUCCGGAAUGAACUGGCACAGCAUCUUUGCCUAGGAUUAUAAGCUUGCCCUCUCCCGGGGCAGCUCGGGUCUCACCGAACUCUCUUCAACGCCUCUCUACAAUCCCUGAGUUCAGCCCGAAGGAUAGUGCAGUUUGUAUUGUUAGCAGUUGGGUCCUGUGUCCUACCUGGAAUGGGAAGACAGCCUUGCUGUGAGAAGGUCGGGUUGAAGCGUGGCCCGUGGACCAUCGAAGAGGACCACAAGCUCAUGAGCUUCAUCCUCAACAACGGCACUCAUUGCUGGAGAUCCGUCCCUAAACUCGCAGGCCUGCUGAGAUGUGGCAAAAGUUGCAGACUAAGAUGGAUCAACUACCUGCGGCCCGACCUCAAGAGAGGCGGUUUCACCGAGGAUGAAGAGGAUCAGAUUAUCGAGCUACAUGCACGGCUAGGCAACAGGUCUUGCGUGUGGUCUAAGAUUGCUUCGCAUUUUCCCGGCCGCACCGACAACGAGAUCAAGAACCACUGGAACACAAGAAUCAAGAAGAGGCUGAAGCUGCUCGGGGUCGAUCCACUGACCCACAUGCCCAUUAAGGAUAACGAAAGCAAGCUCAUUAAGGGAGGUGAGACAUACACUGGGUCCAACUCCUCGAGCACAGAAGGCCGUGAGGUCGAGAUCAAGGCAACAUUGUCGGAACCAGAGGAGAAGGCACAGGAAAUUGAGCUAACAUUGGAUGAAACCACUGAUCUCUUGGACAACUAUCGGAUGUUGUGCGGCGACAUCGGAGCCAGUCAGUUACGGAACAUCCGAGAUAUCGCAGACACAACCAUUUCUUCUCAGGACAAUGCAACCACGACUACUUCAACUUCUACUAUGGAAGAGUCUAUGCAACAGUGGGUGGACAGUACUGUGGACUCUAUGCUGUCAUGGGAUGGCUUUGAUUGUUUUGAGCCAGACAUUUUCUUCUUCCAGAAUUGCCAAAAUUUAACACAGCUCCCCCCACACAAAAGUUAUUUUUUGUAAUUUAGUUAUUUAUUAUUUUUAAUUUCUCCAUGAUCACAACAAAGCAAUAAAUGUGUCACCCACAAAAGUUGAUCAGAUGAUCAUGAUUGUUUUUUUUUUUUGGAUAACCAGUUCUGCUCACUAUUAUUUACUGCUGAAUGAA